GGACCUCCAUACAGGCAGCUAAUGAUACUGCCGGCUGAUGCACUAUUCAUUUAAAAAUAUAAAUAAAGCAGGAUUUUGUCGCUUCAUACAAGCUCGGAUGGAACAGAUGAUGUUUGCUUUUAUUACAGUCACUUUAAUUUGACUAAUGUCGGUGGUAUUUAAGGAGGAAAUGUGUGCAUUUAUGGAGUCAAAGCUUUAAAUGAGGAUCAUGGCGUUUCCGGAGGGAGAAUCACUGGAAUCCUGGCUCAACAAAGCCACACACCCGACCAACAGGCAGGAGGACUGGGAAUACAUAAUCGGGUUUUGUGACCAGAUCAAUAAGGAGUUAGAAGGUCCUCAGAUAGCUGUGAGACUCCUGGUUCACAAAAUCCAUUCUCAAGAAUGGGAAGCCCUUCAAGCUCUGACGGUAUUAGAGGCUUGUAUGAAAAACUGUGGGCGAAGAUUUCACAACGAAAUAGCCAGAUAUAGGUUUUUAAAUGAGCUGAUUAAAGUGGUUUCACCCAAGUAUAUGGGGGACAGUGUUUCUGACAAGGUGAAGAAUAAGAUCAUUGAGAUGUUGUACAGCUGGACGGUGGCGUUUCCCAAUGAGGCCAAGAUAGCAGACGCGUACCAGACGCUCAAGAGACAAGGACUUGUGAUGUCGGACCCAGAACUGACAGUGGACAAAACCCUGAUCCCGUCCCCUCCGGCACGCCCCAAAAACCCAGUGUUUGACAAUGAGGACAUGGGGAAGUUGUUGGCUGAACUUCUGAGGAGCAAAAACCCAGAAGAUCUUCAGGAGGCGAACAGACUGAUCAAAAACAUGGUGAAGGAGGACGAGGCCAGAGUGCAGAAAAUGACCAAACGCCACAAUACACUGGAGGAAGUGAACAACAACGUCAAGCUCCUGAGCGAAAUGCUGGGUCACUACGACAGGGACCGAUCGUCAGACGCCGACCGCGAGCUUAUGAAGGAGCUGUAUGAGCGCUGUGAUAAACUACGACGCACCGCGUUCAAACUGGCCACUGAGGCGGAGGACAACGACUCCAGUUUGGGGGACAUUCUCAAGGCAAACGAUGAUUUGUCCAGAGUAAUCAGCUCUUAUAAACGGACCGUAGAAGGACAGGCGGACGACGGCGAGGGGGAAGAUCUCAGACCAGCUGCUGGUGAAGGAUGCGAGACCACAGGCACAUUGAUUGAUCUGGCUGGACUGGAUGAACCUUCCUCUCCCCCGACCGUCGCUCCUCCUUCUCUUCCUCUUCAGGUCCCGUCAGCCAAUCCCACGGCCUCGCCCAUCCCCGUGCUGCCGCCUCCUCCUCGCCGAUUGGCCGGCGGUCACGGCAGUCAGACGAGCAGCCCCAGUCACAAACCGCCUGAGCAGCAGACCUCCCUCUCCCUGCUGGACGAUGAACUCUUGUCUCUCGGACUGAAUGAUCCUCCCUCUGUGCCAAACAGACCGAAGUUGGAUGAAUUGUCUGGUCAGUGGACGUCCUUACAGGCUCCUGAUUCGGGCCUGGACCUGUUUGGGAGCAUUUCGGCUCAGAGCGCCGUCUUUCCGACAACACACACACCUGCGCAGACCUCACACACACCAGCUGUCAGUCAGGGGCUGCAGGAUCUCUCCAUGCUGGACUUUGGAGGUGGAAAGAGUGUUUCUGGUCUGAGUGGCAUCGCUGGUGGGACUUUUGGUCUUUCCGGAGGUGUGAUGGGCUCCACAGCUGCCUCUCUUCAGGCCACUAACCCGUUUGCGAGUGUGGCGGUGCCUGGUUCUCCCGCUGUGGCCCGGGCUCAGGCGGUGACGAGUGGCUCGGCUCCGGGCAGCCCUUUCUUUCAGCCCUUCUCAUCUCCGUCUCACUCGCUUCAGAGCAGCCCGGCGCGGAGCUCAGAGCCCAGCCUGUCCAACCUGUGCGUCCCGCUCGAGUCCAUCAGACCCAGUAAAGUCUUACCUGUGACGGUGUAUGAUAAGGAUGGAGUCCGUGUUCUUAUGCACUUUGCGAUGGACUGUCCGCCGGGUCGACCGGACGUCCUGGUCAUGGUGGUGUCGUUGCUCAACACGGCACCGUUACCCGUGCGAAACAUAGUGCUGCAAGCAGCCGUGCCCAAGUCUAUGCGAGUGAAGCUUCAGCCUCCAUCAGGUACAGAGAUCGCGCCCUUUAACCCCAUCCUGCCCCCCGCAUCCAUCACUCAGGUCAUGCUGCUCGCCAACCCACUCAAGGAGCGUGUGCGUUUGCGCUAUAAGCUGACGUAUCUUCUGGGAGAGCGUCAGUAUUCGGAGGUCAGAGAGCUGGAUCAGUUUCCUCCAGCGGACAGAUGGGGGUCCCUGUAGAUCUCGCCAUUUACCUGCUCGAACUCUUUAAUGUUCAUUCCAAAGUAUCGUCAUUCAUUUGUGCUGUUUAUUUAUUUUCAAUCAGUGUUUUACUGUAGCCUUGUGAAGCAGCAUUUGAUGCUUGAUGUUAUUCGCGAAAAUUCAAGCUGGAUAUUAAUACAAUAACGCAAGUCAGUGACACACAUGAUGGUCUGAAGCGAAAGCGCGUGUUUCAGAGAUUGAUCUUUUGCGUGCUGCCAUUACAGCAGUUUACCAUGGUAAUCAUAGUUUCUGUCAAAAUACCAUAGGAAAACAAUAAUUAACUGGCACUUUCAACAAAUAAGAGUACAAAGUUAUGUUUAGAAAACUGAAAAAAAAAAAAAUUUAAUUAAAUUAAUUUGAAAUAAAUUAAUUACUACAAACUUGACUAAACGAUUUAUGUAUUAAUUUAGGCUAAAUGUUAAAACUUUUACCAGUGAUAUUUUAGUAUCGAGAUACUAUAAUAGUUGUUUUUAAAAUAUUUUAAAAUUGUUUUAUUUUUGUAUUUUGUGUUUUUCAUUUACAAUUUUAUUAACUAGUUUCUCUUGUCUUUUGUCAUUUUUAUUACUAUUACAUAUUUUAUUUAACAACCUUACUUGUAACCCAUUGUAGCAUUUUAUUUAGUUAUUUUUGUUAUUUAUAUAUAUAUGUUUGUAUGUGUGUAUGUAUGUAUACAUACAUACAUACAACUUUAGUUAAAUUUUUUUAAAUAAACACGACACAAAAGAUGAAAGAGAAUUUUAUGCAAUUUUUUUGUCGUGUUUAUUUAAAAAAUAUUUAAGCAGAAAUUUAUUUAAAAACUAAAAAUCAGAGUUGUAAACUGCUCUGAACAUGUCUGAAGUUUUGGUAACAGGUUUGCAAAAAUAUAUUUAGGUAAGUGGUUCUUUUCAUUGACUACUUUUGAGAAAUCAAACAAAAUCAACCUUUUUCAAGCACUGUAGUAACUGUGGUAUUUUGGCGUAAACUGUGGUAAAUGGUGGUAAACUCAGAAGCCGAGCUGAUACUGAUGGUGUCACGUGACCUUGCUGCUGUCCGUGGAGUGUAUUUAACCGUGAUUUCACUCUGUUCUGACAGUUGUAGGUGUUCUUGCGCUCUUCACAACAAACAAGCAUUUGAACUUUGCUGUUUCUAGAGCUAGACGAUUCAUUUCCUGCAAACUUCAGCUCUCGAAGUCAUGAAGCAUCAGAACGAAUGUACCUGCAGUCAAACGAGUUUACAUGGAGAACGCUGUGAGUUUACACACGUAACGUCAGAGUAGCAUUAUGUUGUCUAUUUUGAGUUUUUAUCCACCUGUAUUAUAGUUCAACACUGUUUCUGGUUUUAUUUAUUGCUGCUACAGGAACAUUUGGACUCAAGUUUCAGCAUUACAGUCUGUCUCUGAUAGUCAACAGCCUUUAUUGACAAUAUUAGAUUUGUUUAUUUAAUUAUGACAUAUUUACAUAGUGUUUUUGCCUGCAGGUUAUGCGAUGAAGAUCUUGAUAGAGGAUGAACUGCAUUUGGUUAUGAGUUUAUCAUAAGUCUGUCAGAUUGGAUGUGUGUUGUUAGUUAUGUGGAGGCAUUGGCAGACAGUGAUUUGAUUCUUUUAAGCGCUGUAGCAGAGCAAGUGAGCAUUUUAUUACAUCAGCUAAAGGCCGCAUGUGAUUUUGGUCCCAAACAAACCUUAAUGUGUUUUGAGAAGAGGGCAGCUGCUCCUCUGAUGUGUGCAAACCGUAUAAUUCAUUACGAUCAUGUGUUUAGUCUCUGACAACAGCGAUCGAGUGAAUCUCACACAAAAAUUAUGAAUAUUUCACCCAAAGAAGCAAAAUUCAUAUUUGCAUGAAUAUUUUCUUUUUGGCAUAUUGACAUUUAUUUGCAUGACAAUUAAACAGUAAUUGUAAUUGCAUAUGUGACCCUGGACCACAAAACCAGUCUUAAGUCGCUGGGGUAUAUUUGUAGCAAUAGCCAAAAAUACAUUCGUAUGGGUCAAAGUUUUCAAUUUUUCUUUUAUGCCAAAAAUCAUUAGGAUAUCAAGUAAAGAUCAUGUUCCAUGAAGAUAUUUUGUAAAUUUCUUACCAUAAAUACAUCACAACUUAAUUUUUGAUUAGUAAUAUGCAUUGCUAAGAACUUCAUUUGGACAACUUUAAAGGCGAUUUUCUCAAUAUUUUGAUUUUUUUGCAUCCUCAGAUUCCAGAUUUUCAAAUAGUUGUAUCUCAACCAAAUAUUGUCCGAUCCUAACAAACCAUACAUCAAUGGAAAGCUUAUUUAUUCAGCUUUCAGAUUUGAAAAAUUGACACUUAAGACUGGUUUUGUGGUCCAGGGUCACAAAUGAUGUUUUUUAACAUCUUAUUUGUACUCAUUUUGGGGUGAAACCUGAAAAAAGAUUUUUGCUCUUAAGCUAGUCUUAACUUAAAAUAUCUUCUUUUUGAUUUUGGGGUGAAUUCAUGGUGAUUUUGAUGGGAUUCGUCUGAUUGAUGACAGAUUCUUGUGCGUUUGAACACAUUGGACUGUAUUUCUGAACAUCAUGGAGCAUCUCUGCUGAUUCUGACUUGUUUCAGGAAGAUGGAGGUUUCAGGGCUUUAUUGUGCAUCUGCAUCAAAGUGUUUCGAGUAUUUCUGAGGAACCUCGUCUGUGUAUUAUUAUGAAUUAUUGUGUCUUGUUUUAAGCGCCAAAGCUUCAUCCGGGAGCUGAUUCAUGAAACCAGUUUACCAAAUAAACCAGGCUUAUUUCAGUUAGUCUGACUUAUUAUCAUUUGAUUUGGUUCAAGAUAAGUCAGACUAACAGAAAUAAGCCUGGCUUAUUUGGUAAACUUGUUUUAUAAAACAGCCCCCCAGUCUGAUGUUGAUGACAAUGAUGGUUUAGGAGGACUCAUGAAAGUAUGUGGGACAAAUGUAAAUCUUCUUAAAAGUUAUUAAGGAUAACGAUGACAAUGAAGAUGCACUGCUCUGGUGUUUAAUAACGAUUCCAUCAUGUGUACUGCGCCAUUAAAGACUUCAUCAAAUGGA
Onychostoma macrolepis is the source of this 5304-nucleotide messenger RNA. It is a transcript of the gene gga3b, whose product is annotated as golgi associated, gamma adaptin ear containing, ARF binding protein 3b. NCBI's taxonomy places the organism in Eukaryota, Metazoa, Chordata, Actinopteri, Cypriniformes, Cyprinidae. Gene Ontology annotation, biological process: vesicle-mediated transport; intracellular protein transport. Gene Ontology annotation, molecular function: phosphatidylinositol binding; ubiquitin binding; small GTPase binding. The record is from RefSeq and is a predicted model, not a curated record. The transcript is spliced from 17 exons. The coding region runs from base 200 to 2305 and encodes 701 amino acids. Gene Ontology annotation, cellular component: trans-Golgi network.